AAAAAUCUCGUUAUGUUAUUGUUAAUUAGUAUUGGAAUCUACUGCAAAUCCACAAUGCAGCAGCAAAGACCAGUUUCAACCACCCUCUCGUCCUCUUCUCCACUGCUGCCCUAAUCACCAUUGCCAACUUUGCAGUGUACCCUUCUGACCUCUGAAUACGAAACAAAAGCCACCAUUAUUUUGCAUAAACCCGGACAUCUCUGCCGUUAUUUUUUUUUUCACCUUUUCCAGCAUUUCCUUCAGCUUAAAGAAGAAGGAGAAGAAGGAACUAAUAGAAAGAGAUAGCUAGCAGCAUAUUCUAUAUGGAUCUCUUCUCUAUUUCUUCUUCAUUUCAUAUUCUGAGUCUCUGUGUUUCCUUUAUCCUCUUCUUUGGAGGUGCAUUGGGGGCUACAUUUACAUUUGUGAACAAAUGUGAGUACAUAGUAUGGCCGGGGAUACUGGCAAAUGCCGGUAGUCCUAGUCUGGACAGCACAGGAUUCGAGCUCUCCCAGGACUCUUCCCAGACCUUCAAUGUCCCUACGGGAUGGUCGGGUCGGAUGUGGGGCAGAACCGGCUGCACGUUCGACGGAUCCGGAUCAGGUUCUUGCACUACUGCGGACUGUGGGUCGGGUCAGGUGGGAUGCAAUGGCGCCGGUGCAUCCCCGCCAGCCACUCUAGCAGAGUUCACCCUCGGCACCGGCGGGCAGGACUUUUAUGACGUCAGCUUAGUUGAUGGGUACAACUUGCCCAUGAUCGUUGAGCCCUCAGGCGGCUCGGGUUUGUGUGCUUCGACGGGUUGCGUCACGGAUCUGAACCGUGUCUGCCCAAGUGAGCUGCGAGUGGGUGGAGGGGAAGCUUGUAAAAGUGCGUGUGAAGCCUUUGGUAGUCCGGAGUAUUGCUGCAGCGGCGCGUUUAACUCACCCGCCGCCUGCAAGCCGUCGGUUUAUGCUCAAAUGUUCAAAUCUGCUUGCCCCAGAUCCUAUAGCUAUGCUUAUGAUGAUCCUACCAGCACUUUCACUUGCGCUGGUGCUGAUUAUACCGUAACUUUUUGCCCAUCCAUGCCAAGUCAAAAAUCUUCAAAAGAUCCAACACCGACAACGACAGCACCAGUGACAACAACUGAUGGAUCUAUAUCUGGGACAGGUACAACUGGCCCGGAUGGAUCCGAAUCAGGAACCGGAUUGGGGGUGACGGAAGCGGAUUCGGGUUCAGAACAGGGGUCAAGAUCUCAAGCUAUGCUUGCAGAUGGAUCAUGGUUGGCAGGUUUGGCAAUGGGUGACUCAACUAGAAUUUACUACUCAAAUUCUGCCCUAAUUUCCUUGGCUUUUUUUACCCUCUCCAUUAUUUGUUUGUAGUCUCUCUAGGUUUGGGGUUUCCUAGGCAGACAUUGAACACGAGACUGUCUUGAAGGGAACGAGAUUUUGGCUUUUUCGUAGAAAAUUAGAAUGAUUUUGUUGGAUAUUGUAAUAUUAAGGUGAACUUUUCACUGUUAUCCAUAUGUUUACUUCUGGGUCUUGAAUUUUGUAUAUAAUGCUCUUCAGGUAAUAU
This is a messenger RNA of Olea europaea var. sylvestris, 1527 nucleotides long. RefSeq names its product thaumatin-like protein 1. The coding region runs from base 303 to 1334 and encodes 343 amino acids. Gene Ontology annotation, cellular component: extracellular region. The transcript has 3 exons. The record is from RefSeq and is a predicted model, not a curated record. Gene Ontology annotation, biological process: defense response. NCBI's taxonomy places the organism in Eukaryota, Viridiplantae, Streptophyta, Magnoliopsida, Lamiales, Oleaceae.